This is a messenger RNA of Contarinia nasturtii (swede midge), 2828 nucleotides long. Its product is annotated as calmodulin. Gene Ontology annotation, molecular function: enzyme regulator activity; calcium ion binding. The record is from RefSeq and is a predicted model, not a curated record. The transcript is spliced from 4 exons. NCBI's taxonomy places the organism in Eukaryota, Metazoa, Arthropoda, Insecta, Diptera, Cecidomyiidae. Bases 517 to 966 code for a protein of 149 amino acids.
CAUUACAAAUAAUCAGUUGCACUUGAAUCAUCAAGCCAUUCGGACUUGUCUUUAAAUUCUGUGUCGUUUUAGUAAUAAAUUUCCAGUUUAUUUUAACUUCGUCAAGUAAUUCACAGCAGAUUUUCGGUUCGGUACGAAACAAAAAAACCGUUGCGCGCGACUAAUACUACACAGAAAGAGAGAAAAUACCUAAAGUAAUACAAAGUAUUUAAAUCGAUUUUCAUCUUUCUUGUUGCGGCCUGAUCUAUCAACACAGUGUGUUUAAACGAAAAAUAUUUACAGAAAAAGAAAAUUAAUUAAAAGAAAACAAAUUCAUAACAGUGUACACUAGUGUAGAAACUCUUGUUUGCACAAAAAAAAAUUAUAAUAAUCGUCAUCCAACGGAUUACCAAGCGAAAAUUAAAGAACAAGCAAACACUUACAACAAAAAAGGAGCAUUUUUUUGUUAAACCAACAACAAAACAUCAAAAAAACCGUUUUUAAAACCACACACACAAAAAACCAAAUUUAGCAAAAAUGGCUGACCAAUUAACAGAAGAACAAAUUGCUGAAUUCAAAGAGGCAUUCUCACUUUUCGACAAGGAUGGCGAUGGUACCAUCACAACAAAAGAAUUGGGCACAGUUAUGCGAUCACUAGGCCAAAAUCCAACAGAAGCUGAGCUGCAAGACAUGAUAAAUGAAGUCGAUGCCGACGGCAAUGGAACAAUUGAUUUUCCCGAAUUCUUAACGAUGAUGGCUCGUAAAAUGAAAGAUACGGAUAGCGAAGAAGAAAUCCGAGAAGCUUUCCGGGUGUUCGAUAAGGAUGGUAACGGUUUUAUUUCGGCUGCUGAAUUGCGUCACGUCAUGACGAAUUUGGGUGAAAAGUUAACAGACGAAGAAGUCGACGAAAUGAUCCGUGAGGCUGAUAUCGACGGUGACGGUCAAGUUAAUUACGAAGAGUUCGUGACCAUGAUGACAUCGAAGUGAGCUGCUUAUUUAUACUACCGCAUCAUCAUUGUCAUAUUUAAAGCCUUUGUAUUUGUUUAAGAUGUUUAUUAAGAAUGUGUAAUGGAAGAAGAGAGACUGUAGCUAUGCGUUCGCCUCCUCUAACAAAAUAAACAAAAAAGAGAAAAAAAAAAUGCAACAACAACAGAACAAACUAAAAUAUCCCAAGAAACAACAGAAAGCAAAUAAAUAAAUAAAAAAAAUUAAUUAGAAGCAAAAAACCAACCAAACUAAAUAACACUUACACUCAUUAACAGCAAAUUUAAAUAAAAUUAAAAUUAAAAGAGUUCAAAUAAAUACAAAGAAGAAAAAAAAAUCAAGCGAUUGAGAAAAGAUUAUUCUAUAUGAUUAAUUGAGAGAAGAAAAAAAAUGAAGAAAAAAACCAAGCAGCAGCAACAAGUAAACAAAGUAAUUGCAGCCUCCCCCUUCACAUACACAACAACAUAGACACAUACAUACCGAACAACAACAACAAAAAACAACUUUUUAAUUAAGAUUUAUAAGAGAGAAAUAUGAGAACAUUACUAUAUAUUCAUAAAUGAAUUAACCCAUUAACGAUCGCGUCAUGAUCAAUAACAGCAGCCGCAGCAGCAGCAGCAAUACCAUUCUGCCCAACAAUUUUGAAUUUUUUUUAUCUAAUUUCCAAACUGUUUUAAAUUUGCGUUAAAAAGCUUUCUUCUGAAAGACAUAGAACUAAACCAUGAAACGUUGAUUUUUUUGGGGAAAAUAAAAUGAUAACGUGUGGAAUAUUUUGCUCGGAUCGUUAAUGGGUUUAAUUAAUUAAAAUUACUUACUUUUCUUUAUUCUCCCUCUUUUACUCUAUACUCUCCCCCCAAAGAAAAAAAACUACACACGCAAUGAUAAAAAUGAAAAUGUUGAAAAAAAAAAAUUAAAUAAAUAAUAAAUAAAUUAAUUAAUUAAAACAACAAAAAAAAAACCAACAGGAGUUAGAUAAACAAGAAAAACACACAUUUAAAUUAAAAAAAAAACAACUACUAAAUAUAGUCCGAAAGCAUUUCGAAACCAAACUAAAAAAAAUGAGGAAACGAUGACAAAUGAGUUCAUUUUUAUUGUUAUUAUUACUUUUAUGAUUUUUUUCUUCUUCUUGAUUUGUGAAACAUUAUGUAAUUUUGAGUAACGAAAAGAGAAAAAGAAAAAAAAAUCCACAUACAAGAACGACGGCGACUUGACUUAAUACAGACAGAUACACACAUAGUCUACAGACCGUGGCGACAGAAAAAAAAACACAGUCGAGAUGCUUAAAUAGCGCAGACAUAGAAAAAGACAUGAAUUCCAAUAUUGUGCUGCGACAUUUAAAGCUAAACUCUGUUUUCUUUUGUGCGGCGUGAAAUUGUCCAGCAAAAUAAACAAAAUGAAAAAUAAUUUUCCUGGAAAGAGUAUUUCAUAUAAGUUAUGUAAAUGUGUGUUCUGUUCAGCAGAAAAGUGAAAAAUAGGGAAAAGAAACUUAAUGUCCAUCUCGAGCGACAUUCACAAGUUGGUUUUUACAUGGUUUUCAUUUUCUGGAAUUUCGAAUUUUCGUUUGUUGAUAAGCCGUGACGCUCUGUUGAUGAUCACGUUGGCGGUUUUCCGGCGGUCAAAUCGAAAUUGCGAAAUGCCAUCUUGUGAAUAUUGUCGCCGAUAAGUUUUCGCCCAAUUUUUUUUAAAUCGUUUUUAUUUUUCUUAUGAAAAUGAAACGCAUACUUUUCUGUUUACGUGUAUACUAAAUUGGAUUUCCUGAUUCUUAUACCAUUUUUUUCUCUUUCGUUUCUCUUUUUUGGUCUUUUUGUUUUGUCACAUUUUUUUCUACACACAAACAUCAAAUAAAUAUUUGAAUUUCGUAAUAA